Ogataea polymorpha is the source of this 668-nucleotide messenger RNA. RefSeq lists its product as uncharacterized. The record is from RefSeq and is a predicted model, not a curated record. NCBI's taxonomy places the organism in Eukaryota, Fungi, Ascomycota, Pichiomycetes, Pichiales, Pichiaceae. The transcript is spliced from 2 exons. Gene Ontology annotation, cellular component: nucleus; DSIF complex. Gene Ontology annotation, molecular function: RNA polymerase II complex binding; zinc ion binding. Gene Ontology annotation, biological process: regulation of transcription elongation by RNA polymerase II; chromatin organization; mRNA processing. The coding region runs from base 32 to 337 and encodes 101 amino acids.
AAGACCAGCGCCUAAGCUCAAUAGGGCUUGUAUGCUCUGCGGGCUUGUGCAGUCAAUGAGUCAAUUCCGUAACGAAGGAUGCCCAAAUUGCGAGUCAGUUUUACAUUUCGCAGACAAUGACGACCUCGUUCGAGAGUGUACUUCGCCUACCUUUGAAGGGCUCGUUGCUACACAUGGAGAUCAGGGAUCAUGGGUGGCGAGAUGGCUUAGAAUUGAGAAUUUUGUGCCCGGACUAUAUGCUGUGCGGGUUAUCGGCAAAUUGCCUGACGAUGUGCGAGGCGACUUGCAGGCACAGGGCAUUGAAUACAGACCGCGCGAUGGAUCCAUCCAGGAUUAACCGUCGUAUAAACAUGAGAAAUUUUGAUGUACAUCUUAAGGUACGAGCUAUACGAUAGGUGGAUUCAUAUGAAGAACAGUUAUUUACAAUCACCUGCAAUUCUAUGACGAUAACGUCCCUGAUAAGCGCAAAGUGCGAACACAACCAUUUAGUGGUUGUCAAGCCUCCCAAGGAUGCAACAUUUCACUAGUGCCUCCUAUGGUGCCGUUUGGUUACAUAAUCGGGACAACCACAUGCUGUGAAAAUUUUCAACAAAAGGAAUUUUGUAUUGUAUAAAAAGAUCGCUAGAUCUCGAUUUUUUCAUACUUGUUACUUUAACUGUUAUCCUUAU